ACCCACCCUCUAUACUCACUUUCUGAAAAAACCAAAGCUGAAAUCUUAUCUAUCCAUGGCGUCUUCCAGUUUCCUCACAGCAGCUAAACCCUUUUCUUCUUUAAUUACAGACCUUCGUUCUUCUUCCUCUUCUUCUGUUCCUGCUAAAACCACAAGUUUAGGUCUACGAAGAAAUUCACUCAAGGUUAAUGCAAUUGCAACCAAGUAUGAGCCUACAAAGGUUAAGCCACAAGCUGACCGAGUGCUAAUUCGUCUGGAGGAGCUACCUGAGAAAUCUGCUGGUGGAGUUUUAUUGCCAAAAUCAGCCGUCAAGUUUGAACGUUAUCUUAUGGGAGAGAUUCUUGCUGUCGGUUCCGAUGUAGGGGACUUAGAGGCUGGGAAAAAGGUUCUUUUCUCUGACGUAAACGCGUAUGAGGUGGAUCUGGGAGAGGGAAAACACUGCUUCUGCAAAGCAGGAGAGUUGCUGGCUGUGGUCGAGUAGACAAGUCACAAGUGUGAAAUCACUUUAUCUUGUUCCCUGCAGCUCAAAAUUGAUCGUAGCGAGUGUUAUUUGAUAAAAGUUUUGUUGGCAGUUAAAAUACACAAGAAUUUGAUUUCAGAUUAUUAUUAUUAUUAAUCAGAAGCACUGAUUUAAUCCUUCUUGUUUCUGUUCGGACUAAUGUAGUCGAAUGAAUAAUGUCGUUCUACAAACAGAA
This is a messenger RNA of Helianthus annuus (common sunflower), 695 nucleotides long. RefSeq names its product 10 kDa chaperonin 1, chloroplastic. The record is from RefSeq and is a predicted model, not a curated record. The transcript is spliced from 7 exons. Gene Ontology annotation, cellular component: mitochondrial matrix. Bases 56 to 481 code for a protein of 141 amino acids. Gene Ontology annotation, molecular function: protein folding chaperone; ATP binding; metal ion binding. NCBI's taxonomy places the organism in Eukaryota, Viridiplantae, Streptophyta, Magnoliopsida, Asterales, Asteraceae.